AAAUCUUCAGUUUUUUGGUCAUUAUAAUCAAAAUCUUCAUAAUCUCUCCUUCCCUUGUCUGUUUUUCCUCUGUAUCCCUACAGGAUCUCCUGCACGAUGUCAAAAUCUGAUUCUACUUUCCAGAAGAAGAAGAAAAAGCAGGUAAGACUUCUUCCAAAGAGGGGCCAAGUGAAAGCAAAAAUGUUUGAGAUACUGUGCAAGACUGUCUUCUCCGCUUUCUCAAAGUCAGAAGAAUCCCACAAGAGAAGUGGGGGAGAAGGUGGUGGAGAUGGCAGAAGCUCCACCUCUGUGACAUCAACUCCGAGUGGCUACAGCACUGAUGCAAAUGGUGGCAACUCUUAAAAGAUAGUCGCGUUAGUAUUUGGUAUGUCCAUCAAGUUGUCACUUUUGGGUCUCAAUUCUCUGAAUUGAGUUUCCUCCUAUACCUUGGAAAAGUUGGUAUUUAUCUGUAAUCCAAAGAAUCUACAAAACCCUCCAAAAAAGAAACUGGUAUAAAACAAAUUAAGCUGUGAAAUCCAUCAUUUUAGAUUCAGAUUCACAGCUUCUGUUUUAGUUUUCUACCUGUAGAAAGUUAAAGAUGUGAUUUGCUUAACCCAUGUUUUUGUUGGUUAAGCAGGAAUGUCCUAUCUUAACCCAUGUGGAUUUAUCUUGUUAAAGCCUAUAGUAUCAAGUAGUAAAGACCUCUUCAAUUGUUGUUUUCUGAAAGUUUCAGGGAGAAGAUGGUGUUUGGGAGAGGUUGCUGUCUUAUCAAUAUAAUGAAUAAGAAUUUCAUUU
Molecule: messenger RNA, 774 nt
Organism: Rubroshorea leprosula
Lineage: Eukaryota; Viridiplantae; Streptophyta; Magnoliopsida; Malvales; Dipterocarpaceae
Source: the annotation of a GenBank genome assembly